AUGGCUGCUCAUAGUGGAGGAGUAGAUUGGGCUGCAAUUAUAAAACCUUUUAUUUUAUCGAACAAUUAUGGGAAUUUAAAUAAAACAGAUAUAAUAAACAUUAUUAAGGCAAUUUUAAAAGGGGAAAAUGAGUUUUUGGAUCAUGAUUCCACUUUUGGUCAAUUUUUCAUGGCUUUUUCAGCGCUUGCAGCUGAUGCAAUUAGUGGCCAAUGCAAUUUAGUUUGCCAACAGCAAGUACCGCAAAUGAUUGAAGCAAGUACUAUAUUGAUUAAAUAUAUAUUAAAUCGAAUAAGCAAAUCAUCAGUAAAUGAUAUUCUAUUACUGUUACCACCGCUUAAAGGUCUUUGUGACGGAAAACAACAAACUACAAGCUUUGAUAAUGCAAUUGUAAGCUCGUUACUAAAAAGUUCCAAGUUUCCGGAACAUUCUAAAAAUAACGUUACUAGCGGUGAUAAAGAUAGCCCAAAAUCGGAAAUGAAAAGAUCGCGUUCUGAUUUAUCAACUGUAAUAUUGCAACAAUUAACAACGCCUUUAGGAGCUAAUACCGUAAAUUGUUGGGCACCAUUAAGUGAAGAAUUAACUGAUUGCACACAAAUGUUUACAGUAGCAAACAUAGCCUGCUUAGAAUCAUUAAAUGCGGGAGAUAUAAUAUUAGAAGUUUGCUCUUCAUUACCAAUUUUGUCCAAAUAUAAACUUAAAUAUGAGGAUUGUGCCUUGCAUGGAAAGCCUCUUUAUUUGCCAUUAACAGCAUCAGAAGCAACUCAACUAAAGAAUCUGUUUCCACAAAUGUCUACUGAUAUCAAAAUACUGUCUCAAGCUUUGUCAUUACCAAUUUUAGAGCCAUUAACUCCAAAGAAAAUCUUGCAGUUGUCUCAAUGUGCAAUGUCGGCUUUGUAUUGUGGAGUAUUAGUUUCCAUUUCUGGUAGUGUGUUGUCCAUGUCAACGGGAUAUUCUUCACAAAAAAAUCAACAAAGUUCGGCGAGUGCUAUUCAACCACAAAAAGAUAAUGAUGAGCUAGAUGAUCAUGCUCGGGUUAUAGUAGAUAAAGCCUUGGAAAUUUUUACAACUAUUGGAGAUUUAUUUAGAAAUUCAGCGCGGAGUCACAUAUAUCAAAAUCAUUUAUGCUUCGGAGCAUGGUUGCUUGUCACAGGAAUACAAGGAGCUAUGGGAGCUUCUGGAAGUUCAAGUUCAAAACAGUCACAUGAUGAAAAAGGCAAAAGCCCCGCUAGAGUUAGUGGAUUUGGUUCAUUGGAGCAACAAAUUCCAUCUGCUCGUGUGAAUUUGUUCAAAGUCCAGCAAGGAUUUGGCGUGCUAAAUGCAGCAAUUGCAAAUCAUAGUUUAAUUCUGUUAACAGAGUUAAUAGAAGAUUUGAAAAUAGAAAGUCGAUCUGGUGAAGAAAACAAUCCAAAUCAAUCUAAUAUUAAUGCUAGUGAACCUGCAGGUUUUGAGAUCUUAGAGCAAUAUACUUCUUUGCAAAGAGUUGUGAGAGUACUGAAUUCCACAACUUUACAACAACUGUUAACAUUUUUAGCUACAGUAUCUUAUCGAAAAGCAUGUAAUUUGAAGCGAUCGAACUUAAAAGACCGGACGGAGUGUGACCCAAUAAGUUAUUCAGAUUCUACAACAUAUUUCAAUGACACGCUUUCUUGUUCAGAUGAUUCAGAAACAGAAGAGGAAGAUAGUGAAAGUUACUUGGGUUUGUGGUUCAAAGAAACAUUAUCUCCCGAAGCAAACGACGAACCAGCAGAAACUACUGGACAAGACAAAACAAGUGAACCACCCAAAUCUAACAUGGUUCCGGUAAAAGACGAACCGCAUGAAUACUUAGAUUUGUCUUCCCAAAUAUUUUCAUUCUUGGAUCAAUCUCUUGGAACAAAUCAUAAAUUUUUGAAUAAAUACGUUGAAUCUGGUUUGAGCGAACAACAAAUGGUUUUGUUAGCUAAUAUUUUAAAAGAUUUAGAUCGUGAUGCAGCAAGAGGAGAGCCAGAUAAUACGGCAUGUAUGCAGUGGCAAACAGCUAUGAUAAAAUUUUCUGGUGCUUUAGGAAGAUAUUUGCAUAACCUUAUAUCUGGUUCGUUAUUAAACGAAACGUUACAGUCUUCGCUUUUAUUGCAUUUGGGCGUAUCACCGUGGACUCAGGAUACAAACAUUUGGCCUUUACAAGUUUACUCCAGGACUUUGUCAGUUUUAGUACAAAUUUUAUUACUGAAACCUACGCAAGAGAAAGAAGCUGCAUGUUUAUCAGUAUGGCAUCGUCUUGUAAAUACAUUGGUGGAAGGAGUUUGCUCAUCUGGAAAUUUAAACCAAAAUUCUGAAGAUUAUGAAGAUUUAAACGUUGAACAUGCGCAACUUUUAUUAUUUUUGUUUCAUUCAUUGAAUUUAAUGCAAAAGAAAUCGAUUUUGCUACUAACUGCUGGUGGGGUUAUAAGAUGUGCUGAAGUUUGUAGGAGCUUUUCGCCGGAAAAACCUUUGAGAGAUAAUCAAUUAAUGUUAUUAUCACGAUUGUUACUUUUCCUGGAGUAUUUAAUGAAGCAUUUAUACAACGCUCCUAUAGUUUUGUUGGAACAAGUUCGUUGGAAUCUAUUUAGUGUAAUAACAUUAGAUGCUAAUCAAAAAGUUUCCGAUCUAAUUAACAAUAAAACAAAAAUGUUAUCUUUUUGUCGCAAAGACAUUGAAGACCGAUAUAGAAAAUUUUCAACAGAAUAUGCUAAUGCAAUUCGGCCAAAAUUCUAUUCCCUAGCUAUAAUAGAUUCAAAAACACAGCAAGAAUUUAAGCUUGAUGGUCUUGCUUGGAACUUUAUAUUAUGUACCCCAGACAAGUUAAAAUAUCCAUUAUUAGUUAAUGCCUUGAUUGACAUACUUUCGGUAACAGAUAUUUGUAUGGCUAAAGUUCCUGUUCAUAGUUUGUGUGCGGUACACUAUUGUUUUAGUCUUUGCUGGAAAUUAUUGUUAGGAUUGCCACCAUCGACUCCGCAUGUUGAAGCGUUAAUGAAUGAGAAAGUACCAAACUUACAUUCUUUAAUUUGGUCAAUAAGAUGUUUAAACCCUCAACCAAGCUCACAUUACCUUAUAGUUAAUAGUUUGGUCAAACAAGGAAUGUACACACAAUCCGCAGAAACUUUGUGGAGCAAAGUAAUAGAACAUGUUGGAGAUACACGUUAUAGUCUAAAAAAUAGUAUAUUAGGAAUAGAAAAUUUCAGCAAAACUUUUAACACUCAAAAUCCGAGAAUAUCUAAAAUUGUGCUUUUGGAUGCAAUUAUUUCUCAUAUGCAUGCUAUAUUUUGGGCUGAAAGAGAAGGUGUAAAACCAUCAAAAUUGAAUCCUUCUAGCAGUGUGAAUUCAUCAUCACAUAGCAAUUCACCUUCACCAUCUUCAUCGACAACAUCUGUGGGUGCUCUUGUUGAGCAAAAUGCUGCAGUAACCGGUUCCGAUUCAGAAAACGUGGAACAAGAAGGCAUUUCAAAAGAUGAUUUAUCACGAGAUCUACUUUCUAAAUUAUUAGACUCAAUGGAAAUUCUUCGUGAUAUCACUUUCAAAAUAAUGACACAAAAUUUGACAGGCCCAAUAAACUCUGAAAUUUUGAACAAUUUAAUCUCUAUAGCUGGAAGUAAAAGUUCAUAUUCUACAGAAAUAUCAAAUCAAUUCAUUAAUUUAUUAUCCGGCACUGAUAAAGACAUUAUUAACGGCGAAUGGAAAAAGCAAUUAAAUAUUUCUGGAGAAGAAAAUUUCACUAGCGGACAUUAUCCAGCGGAGGGCCACACUUUGGGCGUUAUCGAUGGCCAUUUACAGGAAAUAUCAAAAAAUGCAAAUUAUUCUAUUCUGCUAUCAUUGAAACAUGCUUUAAAAUCAACUGUUCAUUUAAUUUUUUACCUUUUACCUUCAUGCAAAAAUAAUCAAGAUAUAAUGAAUCAUUUAAAGGAAAUUUUAAUUCCAUUUUUGUUUGAUAUUCGAACAGAAUAUAUUUUCGAAAUUUCCAACAAAUGUGUUGAGGCUAUGUUAAGUGGAGAAAAUAGUAUAGAUGAUUACCAAUUUUUCGCUUACAGUAAUAUUUUGAAAUAUUCGUAUAAAGUCUUAAUAGAUUAUUCAGAAGAGUCUCGUCAGGGUAAAAAUGUAAAUUUAGAUGAAACAAUAUUAACUACAAUUCUAAAAUCGUAUGAAAAAAUGCUUGAAAAACCUAUGGGAAUGAAAGCGAUGCAAGAUUUUUUUUACGUAAAAAAAUCUGGCUCAUUAAUAGAACUUUUGCUGUCUUUUACCAAUACUCAACUUUCGCAAGGAUAUUCAACAAAAAUCUUGCAGUUUUAUGAAAAAUUGUUCCAAUAUGCAGAAAAAUCAGAUUCCAAAUUUUCGAUGGAUGAGUUAUCGCAAUGCAUUUCAGAAAUGGGGCAAAUUGAUAUAAGUAAAUUAAAAGUAUGGCUCAGCCAUAUUCUUUUAGGACCCGGAAAUCUUAAUCAAAUCCAGCAAGCAUCAAGUGGUACUUCUAGUAACGCCCAAACACCCACUAAUAUGGCAACAGUUUCGGCAAUACCAAGCAUAUCAGAUCAAAUUGCGGCUCAUUCAUCAGAAAUGGAACCAGAAGAUAUGGAAGUUGAUUAUGAUUGGACUGUCAAUAGUUUCCUUACCAACAGAUCAGAAACUUCUCCAAAUGAUGAGUGUGUUGAAGAAAACGGUCGUUUAUUGCAAAAUAUUACGAAAUAUUUAGUGGUUGAAAGUAAAAUUUGUUCAACGGUUUCAACGGCAUUAUUUCAGGCUUUAAUUCAUCUUGGCCAGAAUUUAGUGUCGUCGUCUCAAGACGUUUUAGAUUUUACAGAUUUAUUACUAGUAAUGGUUACUUUAGCUGAUGCUUCCCAAGGAAAAGGUCAUGGUUUGUUAUUCCCAGCUGCAGUAUCAUGGCUAGAAGUUUCUAAAUGUCAUGUUCUCGAAAAACAAUUGAAUAAAAGUCAACCGACUACAACAAAAGCUCAUAUUUCUCUCGAAAAUGUUAUUUCAUUGCUACGAUAUAUGAGUGAUCUUUUACAGGGCUUGGGAUAUAAAGGUAGUCGAUCUCUGACUCCGCCAUGGGAAGAAGAAAUGCAGGCUGAUUUUGAAGAUAUUUUAGACGACUUAGGUGGUGAUGAGGAAGAUAGUGCUGUAGAAGAUUCUGAUGAAGAUAGUCUCGGGAAUAAACUUUGCACUUUUUCGCAAACUCAGAAAGAGUUCAUGAACCAACACUGGUACCAUUGUUAUACUUGUAACAUGGUGAAUUCAGUUGGGGUUUGUUCAGUGUGCGCUAGAGUGUGUCAUAAAAAUCAUGAUGUAAGUUAUGCAAAAUAUGGAAAUUUCUUUUGUGAUUGUGGCGCAAAAGAAGACGGAUCUUGUCAAGCAUUAACUCGACGGGUAAAUACUUCUAAUACACAAGAAAUUACAAAUGCUGGAGCGUCUUCCUCAAAUAAAAUGUUUGACUCAUUCAAUGAUCACUCAAACAUUUCAAGAAAACGGAUUAUAGCACCACCUUCACAAAUUUUAACACCAAGCAUUAAUGGAACUACACGAAUAGAAAAUUCUAAUGAUCGUACUACAAACUUUUACAUGACAAAAAUGAUUGAAACAAGUAAAGACCAACUAAAUGAUCAUGAACAGUGGACGGUUGUAAUAAAAUGUAUAUUAGAAUUCUUUGAAUCGCUAAUGCCUGCAAUUCGGGAAAAUUGUUCAUUAUAUUCAACCGUUGGAUGUCAAUCAAGGGCUCAGCAAGCUUUAGACAGACUUCAUCAACCAGAUAAAUCUUUUCAAAUAAGUGAUCAAAUAAUGGUUCCAACCCUGGGAUCCCAAGAAGGGGCUUUUGAAAAUGUAAGAAUGAGUUAUUCUGGGGAACAAGGACAAACUAUAAAACAACUAUUGUCAUCUGGUUUAGUGAGACGUGUUGCUUUAUGUUGUUUAUCUUCGCCGCACGGAAAACGUCAGCAUUUAGCAGUGAGUCAUGAAAAAGGGAAAGUAACGAUUUUACAAUUGUCAGCACUUUUGAAACAAGCCGAUGCAGCAAAGCGAAAACUAACUUUAACACAACUUUCGUCAGCCCCAAUACCUUGCACAGUUCUUUCACUUACUGCUAAUCCAGCAAACGAGGAUUGUUUAGCUGUGUGUGGCCUAAAAGAGUGUCACAUUUUAACCUUUUCAAACACUGGCGCUGCCAACGAGCACAUUGUUUUAACACCGCAGCUGGAAACAGGGAAUUUUAUUAAAAAAGCUAUUUGGUUACCGGGAUCCCAAACAAAAUUAGCAUUAGUGACAGCAGACUUUGUCAAAAUAUACGAGCUAGCUGAAGAUACUUAUAGCCCACAAUAUUAUUUCUUAGUAGCUGUUGGAAAAAUUCGUGACUGUACUUUUAUAUACCAAGAAGGUGUUUAUUAUAUGGUUUUGAUUGCAUCAUCUGGUUAUAUUUAUUAUCAACCUUUGGAUGAAGAAAGUUUAGCGAAACAUGGCGAUUUUUAUGUUACAAAUACUUUAGAGCUUAACCAUCCUCAUAUUAAAGAUAUUAGCGGUCAAGUUGGAGGAGGUGGAGUGUCCAUUUAUUAUUCCCAUACAUUGCAGAUUUUGUUUUUCAGUUACUCUCUGGGGAGAAGUUUUAUGGCACCUUUAACUGACAUUAACAAGGGAGUGAAGUCAAUUAUGUUGUUACAUACUGGACCGCCAAAUACUAAGAAUUCUUCUAAAGGACCACCUCAACCAUUAUGUCAAUGGACUGAAAUUCUUGGACAUCCAGGGUUGAUUUGCGCAAUGAUGCAAACUUCUAAUAACCCUGUAAUUUUCAUGUUGAAACCAGAUGGAAUUGUGAUGCAAGAAAUUAAAGCGCAAAGCUCAAAAUCCAAAAUAAUGGAUAUGGUAGCAAUUCGUCACACAGUUUCUGGGACUGAAAAGACUACCCUAAUAUUACUUUGUGAAGACGGAAGUUUAAGAAUAUUCACAGCACAUAAUGAAAACACAAACUAUUGGUUAUCUCCUGAAGUACAGCCCAUAGGAAACCAAAUGUAUUCAACAAAUUUAUUUGCUAAAUCGUCCAGGAAAAAUAAAACAAAAUCUAGUAGUGGAAAAUCUCAUCAAUCGUCACAGAAAAAUGGGGGUACAGCUUCUAACCCAGUUUUUCCCAUUGAUUUCUUCGAGCAUUGUAGUGUAAUGUCAGAUGUGGAGUUUGGUGGAAAUGAUUUAUUACAAAUUUAUAGUACACAAAAAUUAAAAACACGAUUAUUUUCAACCGGAAUGUAUGUUGUAUCUUCUAAAGCUAGUGGUGGGUUUACACUGGAAAUUAAUAAUCCAGAUCCUAAUAUAGUUAUUGUUGGUAUAAGAGUUCAGUUAGGGACCCAAGAUCCUGUUAGGGCCCCAACCACGGUUACUAUCCUAAACAGAGUUAUUCAAACACCAGUAUCGAGACCCAGAUGGUUUGAUAUUCCAUUAACUAGAGAAGAAAGUUUGCAGUCAGAUAAAAAAUUAUCCGUUGUAUUUGGAAAAUCACAAGAUCCAGAAAACAUCUGUAUGUUGGAUAGUAUUGAAAUUUAUGGAAAAACAAAAGAUGUUUUUGGAUGGCCAGAAGAAACAGAGGAACCGGCCGUAGCCAACAAUGGUGCAGCUUCAUCCAAUGCCGUAGGUAAUUCAGGAAAUAUUCAAAAUGGUGCCUGCGGUAGUGUAAAUGGAUCAAACGAUUCCGGGGCUCAAACUAUUACUUUGCUUGAUCGGAUGGUAACUGCUAUGUUAGAAGUGCUCGAUAGUGGAUUAGGUUUAUUAGGAGGAACAAACGUUGAAUCAAAUUUAAAACAGAAAUCGAUGCAUGUUGCUACGGAGCUCUUAUUAAUGGCUACACCAAAUCCAGUACAAGUGCAAACGAAAUGUGUGCUAGCUACAUUACAUGGAAAUCGCAAUGCUUAUCAUACAUAUAAAGAUAAAGAAGUUUUAAAAGAAGUUGACUCUGAGCUUCAAAGAUUAGACAAAAUUGAAAAUGUAAAAUCAAUCGAUCCAGAAGGGUUUUAUCGCCUUAUUUUGAUGACACGCGGAAUAGCUGUAGCUCGGCCACAGACACUAACAAAGAUAUGUAUUGAAAAUAAUUUCAAAAUUUUGUCGUAUUUAUUGAAAUUAACGAAAAAAAUGUACAAUAUAACACCUAGACUUGAUGAGCCUUGUUCUAUUGUAAAAUGUGGUCUUUCUCAUACUGAUGCAAUAAUUCAUUGUUUGGUCGAAAUUAUAUAUGCAUUUGCUUUAUCAGAACCGUCACAAGUGGAGAGUAUGACAAAAUAUUUUGUUGAACUCCUACUUGAUCCUUCAAAAAUGAUAAGCCAUAGCGCAAAAGAUGCUUUAAUACUUUUGAUGAGCCCAAGAUUAAAACGACGUAAAGUUGUAAUUGUAAGUCCGCCAGCAUGUUCAACACCAACACCUUUAACAACACCUGGUGCCACAGUAGCAGGCAAUACAAUACCUGGCAUUUCUGGAGCAAGUUCAAGUGCCAUUUCGGCCCCCGCAUCAAUUCCGGUUCAAAUCCCGGUAGAUGAACCGAUUCAAGGUCAAGCAGAUCAAUUUGUUGAAGUAGAUGACGCAAUUGGAUUAGAUGUUGGUGGUAAUCCAGCGUCACUAGCUUCCAUUGAGGCUCUUUUAGGAGCCGGCUAUCCACAAUUAUUGGAUUUACAACAAGAUGCAGAUGAUGAAGCAAUUAUGGACAUAGCUAUUGCUUUGAGCUUACAACAACAUGAUGGUGAUUUAUCUCAAUUACCUCAAAGCUUGGGAAACUUGCAAAAUGUACGAGUUGGUGCAAGUAGCUCAUCUGGAGUCGCAGAAGCUUCAGUAAGUAAUACCGCUGCUGGUGAAACAAUUGCUACAUCUGCUGGAGGGUCAGAUGACGAGGGCUCAAAUGCAGCUACAGAUGGUUCAACAUUAAGAACAUCACCUGCGGAGCAUGCUAGCGGAAGUGGAGGUUCUGAGAGCGGUGGUAGUGGUGUUGAAAGUAUUGGCGGAACUUCUGGGCGUAGUAGCACCUAUGGUGAUCAACCCAUUAACCAAUCACCUCCAAGAACUGAUAUUGUUACACAGAAUACAAAUGAAACAACAACGCAAAAAAAUACUCCGAUUACAGAAGAACAGGAUGAACAUUCUGAUAGUGAAAACAUUGCAAAAUUGCAUAGUUUAAGGUGUGCAAUUUUAAAUAAAAUUGUUGAAAAUUUCAAAUCACUGGAUGAAUGUAAUGGUCAACAAGCAAUCCCAUUAUUGCAAGUAAUUUUAAUGCUGACAACGGAUUUAGAUGGCAAUCGUGAAUCUGAUCAAUUAAUAUUGAAUAAACUUUUGUUAUCACUAGUCGAAAAAUUAGAAAUAGUUCCAGCAGCUCAGGCAACACAAAUGGUUAAUCGUACACCAAAAACUGAAGUUCAAUUGGCAAUGUUAUGCUUAUUUGGUGUUUUAAUGGGUAAAACAAAAUCAUCAUCAAAACAAGCUGGUACAACAUCACCACCACAUCAAUUUAAGGAUAAUGCUUCAUUUGUUGCAAAUUCAACAGCAAAUAUUUUAAUGAAAAGUGGAGCAAUACCAUAUUGCUUAGUUAUAAUGGAAUCAUUUUUACCACAUUGGAAAAAUUUAUCAACGAACGGAGAUAAUACUUUAUCAAAUUUAUCUAUAGCUCCAGUAUCAUCAGCCAAUUCAACAACUAAUAACCUACUUAAACCAACAAAUUACGGACCGAAACCAGAUAUAUCCUCAUUAAUACCAAUAAAUUAUAUAAAAAAUUAUCCAGAUGUUUUUGAUGCAUAUAGCGCAUUGCUAACAGAAUUCGCUGUACGUUUACCAUAUCAAAUAUUAAAACUAUCAUCUGGUCAUCCAUCUGCUUACGAUUGGUAUCAUAAAUUCUGUGAAUCGAUGACAUUUACUUUAUGUGAAUAUAUGAUGCUCAAUUUAUCGGCAUUAUUAAGACGACAAGUUCGCAAACUUUUAAUGUAUAUUUGUGGAAAUAAAGAAAAAUUCAGACUUUUCCGGGAUGGACAUUCACUGGAUGUGCAUAUUAAUGCCAUUAAGAAGUGCUGUGAUUUGUCUUCUGCUAAAAUGAUUGGUUCCUCUAAUCAUCCCAUUUUAAGUUAUGAUGCUUUGGUUGAGUUGACUGAGCAUUUAAGGGCAUGUUUAGAAGUAGCUCAAGUUCGUACAGGAAAUUGGCAAAAAUUUUGUGUUGUUCAUGAGGAUGUAAUUUCAUCUUUAAUUCAAAUAUGUUGUUAUCAAUUAGAUGAUGGUGUGUCUCCAAUAAUUUUGCAAUUAUUGCAAUCUGCUUUAUGCAAUACUGGUGGUAAUAAAUCCGAUUCGAAGUCAUCAAGUGGUUUAAAAAGUCGACAAGAUCGUGAUAAAUCUGAAGAAAAUGAAUGUACAAGUGAUUCAAAAUUCGAUUCUUCACAUUGCAGUACAUUUGUUCAUCAAAUAUUUAGAUUUGUACCAGAUCAACUAUUUUCGAAAUUCAUUAAUAUUUUCCUUUUGGAAACCAAUAUAACGUCAAUACGUUGGCAAGCACAUUCAUUAAUAUAUGCUGUAUAUGAAAACAGCAAUGACAAACAAAAAGAACGUUUAUUAAAAUUUUUGUGGGAUAUGUGGCCGUACCUACCAGCAUAUGGAAGAAGGACAGCUCAAUUUGUAGACAUUUUGGGUUAUUUAACACUUAGCACUAAAGCUCUAUCCGAUAAGUUGCCUGAAUAUACCGAAAAAGCUGUUGCUGUCCUGAGGCAACAAAAUGAGCUACUUUCCAAACAUCCUAACGGACCAAUUUACACCGGAUUAACGCAAGUGUUAGAAUUAGAUGGUUUUUAUUUGGAAUCAGAACCUUGUUUGGUAUGCAAUAAUCCGGAGCUACCAAUGUCAAACAUUAAAUUACCUACUAUAAAAUCGGAUUCUAAGUUUACAACAACCACUAUGAUUGUUAAACUAAUUCAAAGUCAUACAAUAUCAAAAAUUAUUUUGCGAGUUGCUGAUUUAAAACGAACUAAAAUGGUUCGGACAAUUAAUAUUUACUACAACAAUCGUACAGUUCAAGGUGUAGUUGAACUAAAAAAUAGACCUUCCAUUUGGCAUAAAGCACGAACUGUUUCUUUACAAUCAGGGCAAACAGAGGUUAAAAUAGAUUUUCCUUUACCAAUAACAGCGUGCAAUUUAAUGGUAGAAUACGCUGAUUUUUAUGAAACAGUUACGGGCUCAAGCGAAAAUCUUCAAUGUCCAAGAUGUAGUGCAGCCGUGCCAGCCCACCCAGGUGUAUGCGCUAAUUGUGGAGAAAAUGUAUUUCAAUGCCAUAAGUGUCGGGCAAUCAAUUAUGAUGAAAAAGAUCCAUUUUUAUGUCAUUCUUGUGGCUUUUGCAAAUAUGCUAAAUUUGAUUUUAGCAUUUACGGUCGGGCUUGCUGUGCAGUUGAUCCCAUAGAAUCAGCCGAAGACAGAGCCAAAACAGUUCAAACAAUACAUUCAUCGUUAGAAAAAGCUGAUCGUAUCUAUAGGCAGUUGCAGGCAAAUAAACAAAUUUUGGAAAUAUUAAUUCAGAAAGUGAAUGAGCAUAAAGAUAGAGGUAUUGAUGAAAGCUUUGGUACAGUGGUUAGUUCAUCUCUUGUUAACAAAGCCAUACAGUUAUUGGCCCAAAAAUAUUGUGUGGAAUCUAAAACCUCUUUUGAAGAAUUAAGUAAAGUGGCACAAAAGGUCAAAGCUUGUAGAAGAGAGUUAGUGGCAUAUGAUCGCAGUCAAGUAGAUUUGCAGGUUGGGCCAUCAGAUCAAAUGCAGUCUGAACCUGCAGUAAUAAAUCGUUGCUAUGGCUGUGCUUUAGCUUCUACAGAACAGUGUUUAACUUUGCUUCGUGCUAUGGCAUCAAAUCUUCCUUGUCGUAAAGGCUUGUGUGAACAAGGUUUAGUUGAAGAAUUGGCGCAAAAUAAUUUACGUCGCGGAACACCACAAAUACAAGAUGAAGUCCGAAGUUUGCUUUGUUUACUUACUAGAGAUCUUCCUCAACCUUGUAAUAGUUUAUUAACUUUGAUACAUAAUCGAGUAAAAAUGGUUUUACAAGGAACUGUUCCAUUAGCUAACCUGGAUAUGGCAGUUAGACAUGAAAUGGCUCUUCUUGAGUCAAUGAUGGCACAGGAUGAUACAUGUUGGGAAAUGAAAUUGAAAGUUGUACUGGAAUUAUUUUUAAUGGCUUAUAAAGAUCCUAGAGGACCAGCUAUUUCAGUAAUACAGCCAUGUCUUCGCAUUAUUCAACUAUUAAUAUGCCCUCCACUGCCCACUAGCAAAAAUCAUAAAGAAAUGGUUACACAAGAUUUAACAACACUUUUGAAUAUAGAUGGUUUUAGUGUUGAUUUUAACAAAUGGUUAGAUGGAAAUGAAAAGCAUUCAUUUGCGGCUUGGAAACAACGAAUGCCUCUUAAUGUCAAGCCUAAUAGCAGCGGCGCUAAACCUAAAAAGCAAGAGGAAAAACCCAUUCAACCUCUUCCACAACAAGUCACUAAUAAUACGGUGACACCGAAAUCAGGACAAAGAAUGUUUGGAGCUAUUUUAGAACAUAAGAGAAUGCAAUAUCGUCGAGCAUACUUAAGUGAGAAAUAUGGUAGAAAAUGGAGAAAUAUAUUUUUGCAAAAAGGUGUUCCCAAUCCUCCGCUAAAAUUGACAGACUCUUGGCUUCAACCUGUUUUAUUCAAUACAAAUUCUAGAUUUGGAAGACAAUUGGCAUGUUCUAUGAUUUCAUCAUUAAGUAGAACACACGAAAGGAAACGUGAAAUUUUGAAUUUAUUAACGGACUUUUUGAAAUAUGUCGGAGAAGCUGGUGAAGCAAGCGCGGAAUUUUUAACUUUAUACCGAUCUUUGGCAGUUGAAAGUCCAUGGCGUCAAUAUUUGGCAUUAAAAGGUGUUCUUACAUUAAUUGCUGAUCUUUUAUCCUCUGAAAUCGAAAAAAUUCAUAGACUUGAAGAAACCACAUUAUCAUCAGAUCUCGCACAAGGAUAUGCUCUAAGACAAUUUGUUGAACUAUUGUCAAUGUUCCUUGAAAAUUCUGCUAUCAGACAAGCUUAUAAGAGCAAACUGCUUGGGCCGGUGUUGCAGGGUUAUUUGUCACUGAGAAAAUUAGUUGUACAAAGAACUCGUUUAAUAGAUGAUGCACAAGAAAAACUUUUAGAAAUGCUUGAAGAGAUGACAACUGGAACUGAGGAAGAGACAAGAGCUUUUAUGGCAAUACUAAUUGAUACUGUUCAAAAAACACCACUGAAUGAUAUCAAAACUCCAGUAUUUAUUUUUGAACGUUUGUAUUCGAUUAUUCAUCCUGAAGAAAAUGAUGAUGGUGAAUUCUUUUUAACUUUGGAAAAAGAUCCCCAACAAGAAGAUUUCUUGCAAGGAAGAAUGUUAGGGAAUCCAUAUCCAUCAACAGAAGCUGGUCUUGGACCUUUAAUGCGCGAUGUUAAAAACAAAAUAUGUACAGAUUGUGAAUUAAUUGCUCUCUUAGAGGAUGAUAAUGGAAUGGAAUUACUGGUCAAUAAUAAGAUAAUUAGUUUAGAUUUACAAGUUAAAGAGGUCUAUAAACGAAUUUGGUUGGCGGAAGGUGGUGAGCGAGAUGCUAUGCGCGUAGUUUAUAGAAUGCGAGGUCUUUUAGGUGACGCAACAGAAGAAUUCGUUGAAACUUUGAACAAUAAGAGCCAAGAAGAAGUAGACAAUGAAACUUUAUAUUGCAUGGCAAAUGUUUUAGCAGACUGUGAUGGUUUAAAAGUUAUGUUGGACAGAAUCUCGAACAUUCAAAGCAUUUCUAGAACCAGAGAAUUAGUUCAGGUAUUAUUAAAAUUAUUCCUUAUUAGUGUUAAAGUUCGUAGAUGUCAAGAAGUUUUGUGCCAACCAGAAUUAGGAGCUGUUAACACUUUACUUAAAGUUUUACAAAUUUGUUUACAAUCUGAAAACGAUCCACAACAGUCCUCAAUUACUGAACAACUUCUAGAAAUAAUGGAAACUAUUCUUUCAAAAGCAGCCAGUGAUACUUUAGAUUCAUUUUUACAAUUUUCAUUAACAUUUGGAGGUCCAGAAUAUGUAACAGCAUUAAUUUCCUGCACCAAUUGUUCAAACGUCCGAAAUAAUCCCUCUGUGCUAAGGCAUUUGAUUCGUGUGCUAGCAGCACUUGUUUAUGGAAAUGAAGUCAAAAUGGCAUUAUUAUGCGAACAUUUCAAAGCUACUUUAGAUUUUGAUAAAUUUGAUGCAGAACGUUCUCAAGAGGAUGAAUUUAAAAUGGAACUAUUUUGUGUAUUAACAAAUCAAAUUGAACAUAAUUCGAUUGGUGGGACUUUGAAAGAUUAUAUCAUUGGCUUAGAAAUUGUUGGAAAAGCUAUUGAAUACAUUACAAAUAAUGCACCGUGCGUAAAACCAACAUUAUUAAGAACUGAUUCUGAUGAACUUAAAGAAUUUAUAUCCAGGCCAAGUUUAAAAUAUAUUUUGAGAUUUUUAACUGGACUCGCAACUAAACAUGAAGCUACCCAACUAGCUGUAUCAAAAGAUAUAAUACCAAUCAUACACCGUUUAGAACAAGUUUCAAGUGAUGAACAUGUUGGCAGUUUAGCUGAAAAUUUAUUGGAAGCACUUUGUACUGAUCCAGCUACUGCUAAGAGAGUUCAAGAGGUCCGCGAUUUCACGAGAGCCGAAAAGAAACGUUUAGCUAUGGCCACAAGAGAAAAACAAUUAGAUGCAUUAGGAAUGAGAACGAAUGAAAAAGGUCUUAUAACAGCUAAAGGACCUAUAUUACAAAAAAUUGAAAAAUUAAGAGAUGAAACAGGUUUAACAUGCUUUAUUUGCCGAGAAGGAUACGCUUGCCAACCCAGUAAAGUACUCGGUAUUUACACGUUUACUAAAAAAACUAAUCUGGAAGAUUUUGAACUGAAGCCAAGAAAAACUUUAGGCUAUACAACAGUAACACAUUUUAAUGUAGUUCACGUUGAUUGCCAUACUUCGGCUAUUCGUUUGUCACGCGGGCGAGAUGAAUGGGAACGUGCCAGUUUACAAAAUGCGAAUACACGUUGCAAUGGUUUACUUCCACUAUGGGGUCCAGAUGUAACGGAAUCUGCAUUUUCAACUUGUAUGACACGUCAUAGCAGUUACAUGCAAGAAAGUACUCAACGCUGUGACAUUUCUUUCGCUAAUUCGAUUCAUGAUUUGAAAUUACUUUUGAGUCGUUUUGCAUGGGAGAAAAGUUUUCAUGAAGAUGCUGGAGGUGGUGGACCUCAAUCAAAUAUGCAUUUGGUCCCGUAUUUAUUAUUUUACUCUUUAUAUAUGUUAUUAUCUGCGAGAACAUCUUCACGAGAAGAAAAAAAUCUUACAACAUAUUUGGCAUUACCUGUUGGCGAAAAAUGGCUUGAAUGUGCUUAUGAUGUUGAUGGUCCCUUAUAUCAAAUAACACUUUCGCUUGCAUUACAUAGUCCCACAAUUUGGAGAAAUAAUAAAGUAACUCAUUUAAAACGUUUAUUAGCAGUAGCUCAAGCAAGAGAAAUAAGUGCUAAUGUUUUGUGUAAGGCAUUAUUAUCAAAUGCAGAUCGUACUGUAAAAGACUACAGUGUUUAUCGACCGUAUUUAAUGUUCUGGGGAAUGAUUGAUUUAAUUUAUGCAAAUUUAUUUAAAACUGUAACUACACCAAAAGAAGAAGACUGGCCAAUAUCAUUAUUUGAUUAUAUUCGUCGCAAUGAUGAAGCUAAUUUAAAAAAUAGUGAUACAAUUUUGCAAACUUUCACUGAUGAAUAUAUUCCAUGUGCUAGUUUUGCAGAAUUUUGUGAUGUAGCAGGUUUGUUGAAUGACAUUGAAAAUCCAGACCAAUUUCUACUCGAUAUAUUAUUAACUUUACCAUCAAGUUCAUCUGCUUAAAACUUAAUAAAAAUUAAAAACUAUUAUUCAGAAAUUUAUUACUAAAUUAAAAAAAAAAAAUAUAUAAAUUUUAGUCUUUUAAAUUUUAAUAUGUAUGUAUUUAACCAAAAAUAAAAUGCAAAAUUUAAAUAAAAAUUAUUAGAAUAGAAGCACAAUUUAUCUCUUUAUUAAUAUGCAUUGUUUGAAAAAUAAAAUAUUAUAAUA
Molecule: messenger RNA, 16038 nt
Organism: Condylostylus longicornis
Lineage: Eukaryota; Metazoa; Arthropoda; Insecta; Diptera; Dolichopodidae
Gene: poe
Product: protein purity of essence
Exons: 16
Coding region: 1-15834 (5277 amino acids)
Molecular function (GO): zinc ion binding; protein binding
Source: RefSeq, a predicted model, not a curated record